This is a messenger RNA of Aplysia californica (California sea hare), 495 nucleotides long. RefSeq lists its product as uncharacterized. The record is from RefSeq and is a predicted model, not a curated record. NCBI's taxonomy places the organism in Eukaryota, Metazoa, Mollusca, Gastropoda, Aplysiida, Aplysiidae. Gene Ontology annotation, molecular function: arylformamidase activity. The transcript has 4 exons. Bases 1 to 495 code for a protein of 164 amino acids.
AUGCCAGGUGGUAUGAGUCUGGAGGGUCUGACGGUGGAGGACUGUGUGGCCGAUGGUGUGAUGGUGGACUGUAGCCAGGAGGCUUCCAAAGACAACCAGUAUCUCGUACCUUUACAGAAACUCUUGGACUGGGAAAAGGAACACGGCCGUAUCCCUGACAACGCUGCUGUUGUCUUCAACUUUGACUGGUCCAAGAAAUUUGUUCGUCCCAAGGAGUACACGGGCUCCAAAGAUAUAGGAGACCUCUUCAGUUUCAAGUUCCCGGCAGUGAGCGAAGAAGCCGGGAUGUGGCUCAGGGAGGAGAGGAACAUCAAGAUGAUCGCCACGGACACUCUGACCCCCGACCCCCUGGCAGGCUAUAAGAAGCAGCCAAUCCACAUGAAGUACUUGAAGGAGAAACGCCUCAUCUUAGAGAACCUUAAGGCGACGAGUCGACAGAUCAUCCGACCCGACCCGGCCCGACCCGACUCCAUCCGCAAUGGGCACCCGGUAUAA